This is a messenger RNA of Harpegnathos saltator (Jerdon's jumping ant), 5222 nucleotides long. It is a transcript of the gene atk, whose product is annotated as artichoke. The coding region runs from base 300 to 4985 and encodes 1561 amino acids. The transcript is spliced from 11 exons. Gene Ontology annotation, molecular function: protein binding. The record is from RefSeq and is a predicted model, not a curated record. Lineage: Eukaryota; Metazoa; Arthropoda; Insecta; Hymenoptera; Formicidae.
CUGGGUGUCGGAAGAAAGAGCCGUGACGCGCGUUACUCGCCUUCGUGAAAAAAAAAAAGAAAGGAACAAACAGAGAUAUCGACGCCGUUGGUUUUACGCGCGGGAAAGUCGAGUGGAAGUAAAUUUCCAGGAAGUCAUCUCGCACAACCCCUGUGGAUUUCGCCUUCGCCAGGAAUCGUGCGAGGAUCUCUUCAGGAUCCCACGGGAGAGACUUUCGCUGGCUGGGUGAACGGCGCUCACGCAGAAGAAGAUGUGGAAGUGCUGCUCGUGCUGGUCGUAAACUACGGUCCAAAUGCGCGAUGGUCAGGCCAUCGGAAGGCGGUGGGCUUCUGAUAGUCGGCUGGCUUCUGGCGUUGCGCUCCAUCGGCGCCGGCGCCCAACUGGACCCCGAUUACGGAUGUCCGCCUCAGGAGAGGAUACUGCCAUGCAGGUGCUCGACGCGCGACAUGGAGGUUCAGAUAUGGUGUAGUCAUAGCGAGCUACCGAAGGUACUGGAGGGUCUCAAGGCGGUGAGCCACUACGUGGACCGACCGGUGGAUGAGCUGAUCCUGGAGAACAACAACUUGCCGAGUCUACCCGGCAAAGUGUUCGCGACCCUGCGCGUCUUGCGCCUGAUGUUGCGUAACAAUCGUCUCGAAAGGGUGUCGUCCGGCUGGCUGGAGGGACUGCACGACUCGCUGCUGGAGCUCUUCAUCGUCGAGCCAGACUUACGGUCCUUGCCCGUGGACAGUCUGGAGAACCUGCAGGGUCUCGAGGCGGUGACGCUGCAGAGCCGCGUAAUGAAGCGGCUGCCAAGGUUUUCCAGUCUACCAAAGCUCAGGUACUUGCAGAUCAACUCGCCCGCCUUGCUGGAGCUCGCGCCCAGGAACUUCCGUGACAUCCCAAAUCUGGAGCAGCUGCACGUGUUUGGUAGUCCAAGGCUGACCAGGCUGGAAGCCGGUCUCCUUCGAAGUCUACCGCGGCUGGAACUGAUCAACGUCACCGACUCCGGCAUCCACUGGAUCCACCCGCGGGCGGCGAUCGAUCUGCCGGACCUGAAGGAGGUCUCCUUGGCGGGCAACGCGAUAGUCGACGCCGCCAUGGUCGGUCGUGCGUGCGUCGACCUGCCGUCGUUGUCGAUCAUACGUCUGGACCGUAACCGUAUCAAUCGCCUCGGUGAAGGCUCGUUCGUCGAUCUGCCGGUGUUGUCGCGCCUCUACCUGUCGCGCAACGUCAUCACGGAGAUAUUCGCCGGAGCGUUCCAACGGGUGCCGCUCCUCAAAUCGGUGGACUUGAAUCACAACCUGAUUCACCGGAUCCACCCGGAGUUCUUCCCGCGCCGUGCGGUGAACGUGCUGGAGGAGAUGUGGCUGAUCAACAACGACCUGAGCCACGUGGCCGAGAUACGCUCGGUGCUUGAGGCCUUGCCGCGGUUGAAGUUCCUAGAUGCCAGUCACAACCAGCUGGAAGAGAUACCGUUUGGCACUCUGAGAGGCCAUCCUACUUUGGAGAGGCUGCAUCUCAAUCACAACCGACUGGCGUUCCUGCAGAGGGAGACGUUCACAGCGAUGCCGGCGCUCAGGGAGCUCCGGCUGAAGAACAAUUCCCUGUCAAACCUGCUGGAAGCUCCCUUUUGGAAUUUGCCGGCGUUGAAGGGCCUCGAUCUCUCGGAGAACUACUUCCGUCACAUAGAGCCGCAUCUGCUGACGAAUCUGCCGAGUCUCAGGCGACUGGAUCUCAGCGGUAACGCGAUCAGCCUGAUCGAGCCCGAGUCCUUUCUCAACACACCAGCGUUGGAGCACGUGAACGUGUCGGGCAACGCCUUGUCCAUCCUUCAUCCUCUCACCUUUCGUCACCUAACAAACCUGUACGAGCUGGACGUCGGCUGGAACCGCAUGCUGGAGGUGGUGCCCGGUCUGCCGAAGGACAUCGAACACCUUCACAUGCCGAUGAACCGCAUCGUCGCUUUGCCGGUGGUAUCCUCGCAGGAUUUAGCCCUGCCCGCUUUGCGAUCGCUGGAUCUUAGCGCGAACGGUAUCGAAAGGAUUCCGCCCGGCACGCUCGCCGAUCUGCCGAACCUGAGGAGACUGAAUCUGGGCUACAACGCGUUGCGGCUUCUCGAAGACGGCGUCUUCGACGGGCUCGGCCGAUUGGAACAGUUGGACCUGAGGUACAAUCGAUUAGUCACGUUGCAUGGACGAAGCUUCCGGCCGCUCAAAUCGUUGAUGGACGUGAAUCUGCGCGGCAAUCGAGUGGAGGUCCUCCGGCCGGACAUCUUUCAAGAAAACGUACGGCUGCAGAGAAUCGACUUUAGCAGAAACAAUCUUGCCCAAAUUCCUCACGCCACCUUCACCAAUACCAGAGACCUUCGCGAACUGUACGCGUCGCACAAUACUUUGACCGAGUUACCCGGAUCGCUGCACGGCUUAACAGCUCUUCGGGUCCUCGACUUGAGCUUCAACAAGCUGAACAUCCUAUCUCCGGAAACGCUGAGCAGCCUGUCGUCCUUGCUGGAACUGAAGCUGGUCAGAAACCGUAUACGAGAACUGCGGGAGGGCGCGUUCGAUGGCUUACCGCGGCUGUCCCUAAUCGAUCUGGAGAACAAUGAUCUGCGAGUAAUCGAAAGAAAUGCGAUCAGGGCGUUACCGGAACUGCAGGCCGUCAGGCUCGGCAGUAACCGAUUGCAGUCCAUCCCCAGCGGCGCUUUCACCGAGCUGCCGUUGCUGCAGAGCGCAGAGCUCCAGGAAAACCGCAUUCAGGAAAUCGCCGGUAAUGCCUUCAUUAACGUACCACACCUGCUGUUCCUUAAUCUAAGUCACAAUCAUCUUUCCGGACUGGAGUACGUCGGUCUGGAGAGCCUCCGUUCGUUAGAGGUCCUUGAUCUCAGCCAUAAUCGACUGUCCAGGGUCUCCAGCAAUAGUCUGGCGGCUAUGGAGUGGCUGGUCGAGCUGAAGAUGGACAAUAAUCGCAUAUGUGCGGUGCACGGCUCGCCUUUCGACGACAUGCCGAGGCUACGGGUGUUGAGUCUGCGAAGCAAUCGCAUGACCGCGGUCUCCGAGAGCGCCUUCAAGAGACUGCGAUCGAACAUCGCAGUUUUGGACAUCGACGGAAACCCGUUAUCCUGCUCUUGCGGCAUGCUCUGGCUGCGAGGAUGGCUGCAGCAGGCUUCCACGGAAGGACCCCGUUGUGCCGAUGGUUCUCUCUUCAAGGAACUCCGACUGUCGCGUCAGGACUGCCAGCGUGAGAGAUACGCGGAACCGGUUCAUCCAGGUUGCGAAACCGAAAUGAUUAACGUCGCUACGCCGUCGGUUUCUUCAUCCGCGUUCGGCAUCACGGAGACGGUGCCACUCUGGAUGAACCUCAAGGACUCUUCGACGCAGAAGCCGUCCAUUUCUCAGGACCCCGAUUACUUCUACGAGUACUUGGAUUACCAGCAGGAUAACACGAGCAUGUCACCACCCGGCGUGUCCACCGCCAGCGUGCCCACACAGACCGUGAAGAUCAUUCAGCCGCCGUCGCCGCCGCCGCCGCCGCCGUCGCCGUCGCAGACGCAGAAGCAGCAUCAGAGUCAACAGAAGAACGCGACGUCGCCGGUGAAGAAGCAUCCGGCGAUGCCACCGUCGCCCAGUAGCUCCGGCUUUACCUUCUUUGGCGUGCCGUUACCGAGCCUGAAUUUCAACCUUUGGGGACACUCGGGCAGGAAAGCCGAGAGGAAGGAAUCCUCGUCGUCGUCGGGCAGACCAGGUCGCGGACGUUACCGAUUCUUCCCGCCGACGGAGCCCGAGAUUCACCGGGGUGGCUUCGUACCCCUGCCACGCGCUCAGAGUGGCUUCGUGCCGAUUGUCGAUCCCAGGUUGAUGUAUGAGAAACGCGCGAAGUACGAGAACGUCACGAAGUCGUCGAACGCGAGCGGCACUGUCAUGCCGCAGGAGGAACGCGUUCGAAAGAGCGGCAACAGCACUGUGAUCAAGGUGGAGAAAAACACCGUUCCUAGAACUACCAAUAAAUCGCAAACGGAGCGGGAGCGGGAAGAACUAUCGACCGCGUCGACGUUGGACCGAUCGGCCGUGCUGAUGAGCUCCUUCGAGUCCCGCAAAAUCUCGACUGACGUUAACAAAAUUAGCUCUAGCACACCGAGCACAACGAAAAAUAUAGAGCCAAUAGUCGUGGAGGAGACAUCACAAGAGGCUCAUGAGACGUCGGUGUCCACGAAAAUUUACGACAGUGAGAGUCUAGAGGUGAGCACGGAAAACGUUAAGUUCAUCGAGAAACCGCAGGUACAAACCGCCAGCAGAAUCAUUUGGACGACACCCAAAGUGACGAUGACAGAGUCGAGGAAAGCAACGACCGCCAAGGAAAUCGUAACGACGACGAUGGAGGUAGCGCCAAAAGGAAGCAGCACUGCAAAGUGGGACCUUGAAGUCUCCGAAUACGAAGGAGACUCGAGUCACUUAAGCAGCACGACCGAUUUCUACGACGAAGACGAUUCGUACACGACGAAGGCGAACCCGCCGAUUUCGCGCUUCUUAACGUCCGUGACGACCCCGGCGCUAAGUCGUCCCAAGGAAACCACAACCAUGAUGAUCUCGCACACUUCUCGAGGCACGGAAGCGUCCGCCUUAUCCGCGUUUCUGAUCCCAGGCGGGCAAGUGCCAUCCUCAGGACCAACAGUGAAUUUUCGUCCCCUCGGCAGAUCCACGAUCACAAAGGUCGCCUCGCCACAUCUCGACCGAAAUCUCGGCGAGCCGUCGAGAGAGAGGCAGAAGUUCGUCACGGGUAGCACUCUGAAAAACACCGAGAUCGUUGACGACAGGACACUAGGCCAGAACGAGGCGUUCAUCGUCGAUGAGGAAGCCAGAGUGACGGACGACGGUCCUUUCAAUUGGUAUUUCCAACAUUACAACGACACGAACUUGGAACCUUACGUGGGCGUAGUUUACGGCGGUGUCGCGAAGAUCGACGCUAGUCCAUGGCUAUUCGUGCUCGUUUGGAGUGUCCUGCUGUAAGGAUACCUGGAGCUCGCCGACUCCGUCGUUUUCUCGUUUCUUCUGUCUUGGGGACAACCGUAACGAAGCGUAAGGACGGUUCGUGUUCGUCGGAUUUGUUUCGUAAAAGACAAUUAAACACAAUGCAAGCGAAGUCUGCCAAUGAAUAUUCUUGUAUGUGAGUGCUGAAAUCGCACACUGCGUGUGCAGGCAUGCUCUUAUGACGAACAAUGUAUACAGUUGCGCGGUACGUUAUAC